AUGAGUGAGGAACCUCAACCUGUUCAUGAAGAAAUGAUGGAAGUUGUUAGCCAGGCAUCAGUAGACGAAUUGUCUAGUGAAUAUGCUGCUGCUGCUCAUGCAAUUAUGGGCCAACCGUCGAUGCCGUCGACGAACUCCACGUCGGCGCUCAACAGAACCGAAAUGAUGAGCAUAGCUGACACCAGUGAAGCAGCCAAAAGAGAUAAAAUUACCAUGGAUGAUUUUGAGUUCCUGAAAGUACUUGGCAAAGGAACAUUCGGAAAAGUUAUACUGUGUAAAGAAAAACGCACAUCUAAAUUAUAUGCUAUCAAGAUAUUAAAAAAGGAAGUAAUCAUAGCAAGGGAGGAGGUUACCCAUACUUUAACUGAAAAUCGUGUCCUUCAAAGAUGUAAGCAUCCGUUCCUUACGCAACUGACGUAUAGUUUCCAAACAACGCAUCACCUGUGUUUCGUGAUGGAAUUCGCCAACGGAGGGGAGCUGUUCACUCAUCUACAGAAAAGCGGUACAUUCAGUGAAGCGCGUUCACGAUUUUACGGAGCGGAAAUAGUGCUUGCUCUUGGAUAUCUGCACAGUCUUUCGAUUGUCUAUAGAGACAUGAAGGUACGUCCAUUCUUCUAUCCCAGGGAGUCUGUUGUGUUUUGA
Cooperia oncophora is the source of this 642-nucleotide messenger RNA. NCBI's taxonomy places the organism in Eukaryota, Metazoa, Nematoda, Chromadorea, Rhabditida, Trichostrongylidae. The record is from the annotation of a GenBank genome assembly.